CAGGGUUCAAUCCUCGCCACAGACGAUCUUUGUUUAUCCUCCCUCAGCAGUAUGACUGUUGUCUUCUGGAUCUGAGAUGGGGCUGCGGCGCAGAGGACAGACUAAACAAACCCGGGACGGGACGGCGUCCGCUUGGUAGGAAGUUGAACACUGGGAGGAAUUCUUCUCGAUCCCAGUCACCCCCUCACAUCUUCCUCCACUCCCGGCCUCGUUAGGCCGGGGAAUGUCCCGACGGCGAGAUGCCUUAUGUGGACCGACAGAACCGCAUCUGUGGCUUCCUGGACAUUGAGGAGAAUGAGAACAGUGGCAAGUUCCUGCGACGGUACUUCAUUCUGGACACACAGCAGGGGAGCUUGGUGUGGUUCAUGGAUAACCCUCAGAACCUCCCCGUUGGUACAGACUGUGUUGGUUCACUCAAGCUCACCUACAUCUCUAAGGUCAGCGAUGCCACUAAGCUGAGGCCUAAAGCAGAGUUUUGCUUUGUCAUCAAUGCUGGGAUGAGGAAGUUCUUCCUUCAGGCCAAUGAUCAGCAGGACCUUGUGGAUUGGGUCAACGCUCUCAAUAAAGCGACCAAGAUCACUGUGCCAAAGUCGUCCGAAAACCAGCAGAAUUCAGAAAACCAGAAGGUUUUGCCAGACGUUGUUGGGUCCAAGAAACAAGUCUCCUAUAGGACAGAUAUAAUUGGAGGAGUCCCCAUCAUUACCCAAACCCAGCAUGAAGCUGGUGACAGCGCAAACAGAUCAGAGCGUGAGGCCUUGCAACGCUCCCACAGUCAGCUGCCAUACUUCCUGUGCAGGCCGGCUCAGGAACACAGCGUCAUCAAGUCAGGCUACUGUGUGAAGCAAGGAGCCGUGAUGAGGAACUGGAAGCGUCGUUACUUCCUCCUUGAAGAAAAUGCAAUGAGCUACUUCAAGUCAGAUUUGGAGAAAGAGCCUCUGAGAAUGAUCCCACUGAAGGAGAUUCACAAAGUCCAAGAGUGCAAACAGAGUAGUGACAUCAUGAUGAGAGAUAACCUGUUUGAAGUCGUCACAACAUCAAGGACGUUUUAUAUCCAGGCGGACAGUCCAGAGGAGAUGCACAGCUGGAUAAAGGCUGUCUCAGGGGCCAUAGUAGCCCAGCGGGGACCUGGGAGGUCAGCUGCCACAGAACACAGCAACCGUUCCACGUUUUACCGCAGCCCAGCGGGUCCCCCCGUCCCUCGCUCGCCCAUAUCUGCCGUGCCACCAUGCUACCCAGAGCGGGGGGAUAUUGUCACGUGCAGCACACGCUCGCAGCCUAGCGUGGGACAGCGAGCACUUCAUGAGCCUGCUGCCACGCCCCAUUCACAGCCACACACCAGCACGCCUGUCCCAGCAGGGGACACGCCUCGCAAAGUGACCUCCCAACCUCCUGCGGUCAACAUGGCGAACUCUGAGGAGUCACCAUGGAGACGUCGGAGCAGCUUCGAGCCCCAGGUUCCCCUAACACAUCUGGACUUUGAUGAUGCUGAUCUGCCAGUGAGUGAGGUCUGACCUCCUUUAAGCUGGACUUGAAAGCCUUCAACUCUUGAUGGACAUUGACCCCUUGAAUAAACAGGAAACCCUUCGAAUCCAGGCUUUACUAAACAAAGCCGUAACACAAGCUCAUCUUCAGAGCGAUCCAUCUGCGUGCAACCAGGGACACCGCUGAGCUGCUCUCGUCUGCCAAAGGCAACCUAGUGUUCACCUAAACUCCUGCACUCUGGAUGCUGUCAAAUCCAAACUACAUAUUUGACUUGUUCUGAAUAAAAUUCAACAUCAGAGCUUUAUUUUAACACACACAGCCCAGAGAUUUUUAUAAACGACUUUUUGCCAAUGAAAUAAGGGAGCUUUUAACAAUGCAAGCUUUUUCGUAAGUGACUGAGAAGGUUGUUUAAACUUUGGACUGGCUUUCUGUUGUUUUGUUUUUUUUCUUCAAAUCUGCAGAUCCUUGACUCUCCAGGUCAUUUUCACACUAAUUAUACCAACACUGGAUAAAACAGUAAGAAGUAAAUGUUUGCAGCCAAAUGUAUUCUUGCUUGAAAAUCUGCCACUGACCUCUUUGUUUUCUGGUAUUUAUGUGGGCUUGACUUUAGGAUACAGAUGUAACCACUCACAUCUUAUAUGUACAGUGUUCUUUCUUCCACAUCUCGUUGGUAUUAGGAACAAAAUCAGAGGCUGAAACAGCUUCGUUUCCAGACUACAUUUUAGUAUGCCAUGGUUUGUGUGCUUUGCAGCAUAUUAAUUGAAAAAGAUAAGUGUUGAACUUGUAUGCGUUUUUGACUAAACAACAGUAAAAGUCACCAACAGCCUUGCAAUAAAGAUAAAACACUGAGCAUAGUCACUUGCUUCAGAUGCAUGCUAAUAUUUUAUUGAUUCUUCAGGCGAUCUUUGUUUUCUUUUGCUUUUUGAUUAUUUGCAGAUCCUUUUGUUGUGAGUUUGUAUGUUUUAUAUCCUUUUAGAUCUGAGUUUUCUUGUAUCUGUACUUCCAGUGUAAUUCUAAGCAGCCACCUGCUGGUGUUAUUAAAAAAAAAAGAACUCACUGUAAUCCUACUAGAUAAUGCACACUAAUCUUUAUUUUUCUUUAAGUGCCUGUCUUCAGUCUAGUUGACCCAAGCUAUUUCACUCCCAUUUCAGUCUGGUGUUUGAAUUGUUUCUAUUUAUUAAGUGGAUGACUUGAAAUAAAUAAACAGUGAAAAUGUGA
Molecule: messenger RNA, 2700 nt
Organism: Girardinichthys multiradiatus
Lineage: Eukaryota; Metazoa; Chordata; Actinopteri; Cyprinodontiformes; Goodeidae
Product: pleckstrin homology domain-containing family A member 1-like
Exons: 12
Coding region: 240-1511 (423 amino acids)
Cellular component (GO): membrane; cytoplasm
Molecular function (GO): PDZ domain binding
Source: RefSeq, a predicted model, not a curated record